This is a messenger RNA of Aspergillus sclerotioniger CBS 115572, 1371 nucleotides long. Its product is annotated as P-loop containing nucleoside triphosphate hydrolase protein. Gene Ontology annotation, cellular component: membrane. The record is from RefSeq and is a predicted model, not a curated record. The coding region runs from base 1 to 1371 and encodes 456 amino acids. Gene Ontology annotation, molecular function: ATP hydrolysis activity; ABC-type transporter activity; ATP binding. Gene Ontology annotation, biological process: transmembrane transport. Lineage: Eukaryota; Fungi; Ascomycota; Eurotiomycetes; Eurotiales; Aspergillaceae. The transcript is spliced from 5 exons.
AUGGCGUGCAUGUCGCCCGCUAUCGUGGCAGCUACUUGCGCCAUUACUACUUAUAAGCUCUCACAGUAUGUUGGCCAAAGCCAGAAAGCGUGGUUAAAGAGUGUACAACAACAACUGAGCGCUCUCGGGACACUAGCUCAAGUCAUCAUCAUCGCAAGUUCCUUCCCCUACAUCUUCAUCGCCUUCCCAAUCCUCUUCCUCCUCGUCAUCGCCAUCCAAAGAUUCUACCUCCGGACAUCCCGCCAAGUACGCGCCAUGGACAUAGAAGCCAAAAGCCCUCUACUCACCCACUUCCUCGAAACCAUCACCGGCCUACACACCAUCCGCGCAUACUCCUGGCAACACCAAAGCCAAACCAGCUACCACACUCUCCUCAGCGCUUCCCAACGACCCUACUACCAACGCUUCAUGGUCCAAAGAUGGCUAAACCUCGUCCUCGACAUGGUCUCCGCCGGCAUUGCCAUCCUAAUCGUCGGAUUAGCCCUCAACUUCCAAACCCGGUCCACCCUAGUCGGCCUAGCCCUAGUCAACAUCAUCUCUCUGAACGAGACUCUCCAACUCCUGAUCCUUCAAUGGGCGUCAUCCACAACCCCCAACGGCACAAUCACCUACCAAAACCUCACAGCCCACCACCACCCCACCUCCCCUCCCGCCCUCAAAUUCAUAACCCUCUCCAUCCCCCCAGGAACCAAAGUCGGAAUCUGCGGCCGAACCGGCAGCGGAAAAGACACCCUCAUCUCCGCCCUCUUCCAAAUGGUCUCCAUCACCAACGGAUCAAUCACACUCAACGGAAUGGAUAUUUCCUCUCUCGAGGCAGAAACCCUCCACUCGAAACUCAAUCUCAUCGGCAUCGCACAACAAACCUACCUCAUGCCGGGGAUAUCUCUUCGAGAGAAUCUACUCCUAGGAUGUGAACCAGAGGAGGUGGUAAAUGAUACGCUUCUCAUCGCGACAUUACAAAGGUUUCAUCUGUGGGAAGUAGUCUCAGAAAAGGGGGGCCUGGAUGCGAUUAUAGAUGAUGAAGUUAUGUUGUCGGCGGGACAGAUGCAGCUUUUUUCGUGUGCGAGGGCGGCGGUACUUAGGUCCCGUCGUGGCGGUGGUAAGGGGGUGGUGGUGUUGGAUGAGCCGGCUAGUAAUCUUUCCCCUGAGAUGGGGGAGUUGAUUCAGCGGACGGUGAUGGAGGAGUUUCGGGAGUGGACGGUCAUUGUGGUUAUGCAUCAGGUGGAGAGGAUGGUGGGGAUGGAUUUGGUGGUGGUGUUGGAUGGGGGGAGGGUGGUGGAGGUGGGGAGGCCGGGGGAGUUGUUGAUGCGGGAGGAAGAGGAAAGGGGGGCGUUUAGGGGGUUGCUUGAUGUGAGGAGAGGGAGGGAGUGA